AGCAACAGGUGAACGACGAGAAUGAGGGUGAAUCCUAGAAUGUUCCCGUGGAUGUGCUUCCUAUAUGUGCUGGUGUGGACUUUGGACGGAGCGGAGAGUCAGGGUUGCGGAGAAGGCAUCCCCAUCGAAGAUCUCGCAUUCCUCGCCGACACCGUCGUCUCCGCUCGAGUCCUCACUGUCUCCGACAGAAGGAUCACCAUCGAGGUGAUUCGAGCCAAGAAAGGGGUAUCUCGACGAGGAGAAUCCCUGGACGUGCGAGGCCUCGAGAACCCGACGUUGUGCGAAGAUCCGUCGGGGAUCUCUCCCGGAGGAUACCGAAUCUGGUUCUUGAAGGAAGAUGCCGAAGAUUCUCGUCGAUAUCUCCUUCUCGCCUCUCCCAUGAGGCUCACCUUGGACAACCUGGAUCGAGUGAAUGCUGCCAUAAGAGGUGAGUAG
Messenger RNA from Darwinula stevensoni, 435 nucleotides. The record is from the annotation of a GenBank genome assembly. Lineage: Eukaryota; Metazoa; Arthropoda; Ostracoda; Podocopida; Darwinulidae.